AUGCCAUCCCCCCUGGACAUGAAGCCCUUCCUCCAGUUCCCCAUGGAAUCUCCUCACCCGGCAAGCAUCGGCCUCUUCCACAACUUUAACACAAUGGACCCUGUCCAGAAGGCUAUCAUGACGCAUACCUUUGGGCCACCUAUGGUGAGGACUAAACGACCAAUCAUCUCAUGCAACGUCUGCCAAAUACGCUUCAACUCAGAGAGCCAAGCAGAGGCCCACUACAAGGGGAACCGGCACGCUCGAAGGGUGAAGGGGAUCGAGACGUCCAAGACAGCUCGUCUCCAAGAUGGAGACAAACAGGCCCCUCCCCCGACUGCGUCCCCCUCCCCACCAGGACCCUCGCCAUCCAGCCCGGUGCCUGAUCCUAAUAAGCAGGAGUUUCCCCUCGUACCUUCGGCCAGCUCGCCUUUAACGUCCUCUCCCUCCCCAAACACCACAUUCAGUACCCCCCCAACGGAUCCUGCAGCGGCGGCUCUUCCUGACUCCCUGUCUCCGGCGCCCAGCCCAUCUUCAGGAGAGUCAGAGGAAGAGAAAGCCAAGAAGCUGCUCUAUUGCUCCCUGUGCAAAGUGGCUGUUAAUUCCCUCUCACAACUCGAGGCACAUAACAAAGGUACCAAGCACAAAACCAUUCUGGAGGCUCGGAGUGGACUGGGACCUAUUAAGGCCUACCCUCGCUUGGGUCCGAAACCCAGCCCGGAGCAGGGGGGGGAGCUGUCCUCAGACCCCGACACUCAGGAACGCACCUUCCACUGUGAGAUCUGCAAUGUCAGAGUCAACUCUGAGCUGCAGCUUAAACAGCAUAUAUCGAGCCGGAGGCAUCGAGAUGGAGUUGCAGGGAAACCUAAUCCUCUUCUCAGUCGGCACAAGAAGCGCACAGACUUUAUGCUUAUUAUUUGUCAUAUUUACACGUGAACCUCUUUGACUUUCUGACAGGAACUUUCAAAAACUCUUGGGGGUGGACUUAUACCAAAUCACCUGGCUGUCGCUGCAGCGAUGGCAGCCGCAGCAACCUCCAAUCAGCUGGCCCUACGUUCUGCUGGGCCGGCCUCCCACCAUCAUCACCACCUCCUUCAGGGAACAGCCCUCGGCCUGCUGAGGCCGGCCCCAGGCCCCAUGCGCACCACACAUGGCCCGAUCCUGUUCUCCCCUUACUGA
This is a messenger RNA of Limanda limanda (common dab), 1158 nucleotides long. RefSeq names its product zinc finger protein 385A-like. Lineage: Eukaryota; Metazoa; Chordata; Actinopteri; Pleuronectiformes; Pleuronectidae. The transcript has 7 exons. Gene Ontology annotation, molecular function: zinc ion binding; nucleic acid binding. Gene Ontology annotation, cellular component: nucleus. The record is from RefSeq and is a predicted model, not a curated record.